Myotis lucifugus (little brown bat) is the source of this 1241-nucleotide messenger RNA. RefSeq names its product acyl-coenzyme A synthetase ACSM1, mitochondrial-like. Gene Ontology annotation, molecular function: fatty acid ligase activity; fatty-acyl-CoA synthase activity. The record is from RefSeq and is a predicted model, not a curated record. NCBI's taxonomy places the organism in Eukaryota, Metazoa, Chordata, Mammalia, Chiroptera, Vespertilionidae. The annotation marks the transcript as partial. Gene Ontology annotation, cellular component: mitochondrial matrix. Gene Ontology annotation, biological process: fatty acid biosynthetic process; acyl-CoA metabolic process. The transcript is spliced from 10 exons.
UUAUCUUCAUGCCAGGGACAACCCAGAUGAAGGCCAAGGACAUUCUCUACCGACUAAAGGAGUCUAAUGCCCAGAGCAUCGUGACCACAGAUGCCCUUGCCCCGGAGGUGGACUCUGUGGCUUCUGAGUGUCCCGCUCUGAAAACCAAGCUCCUGGUGUCUGACCACAGCCGGGAGGGGUGGCUGGACUUCCGAUCUCUGAUUCAAUCAGCAUCCCCAGAUCACACCUGUAUUAAGUCAAAGACCACGGACCCAAUGGUCAUCUUCUUUACCAGUGGCACCACCGGCUUCCCCAAGAUGGCAAAACACAGCCAUGGACUUUCCUUGCGACACUCCUUCCCUUCAUGCAGGGAAGUACUGCAGCUGAAGGCCUCUGAUGUCCUGUGGUGCCUGUCAGAUCCAGGCUGGAUUGUGGCUACCUUGGAGACCAUGUUUGAACCAUGGACAGCAGGGUCUACAGUCUUCAUCCACCAUCUGCCCCAGUUUGACCCUAAGGUCAUUGUGGAGACACUCUUUAAAUACCCCAUCACCCAGUACCUUACUCUGCCCUCCGUAUUUCAAAUGAUUCUGCAGGAGAAUUUUAGCAGCCUCAGGUUCCCCACUCUGGAGCAUUGCUCUACUGGCGGGGAGGCCAUGCUGCCCGAAGAGCAAGAGAAGUGGAGACAACGGACAGGCCUUCUGGUCCACCAGCUCUAUGGACAGUCGGAAACGGGAUUGACUUGCGGCACUCCCCGGGGAUCACAGGUCAAGCCCGGCUCCAUGGGGAAAGCCAUCCCACCUUUCGACAUCCAGGUCAUCGACGACAAGGGCAACAUCCUGCCGCCCAACACUGAGGGCAACCUUGGCAUCAGGAUCAAGCCCACCAAGCCCAUUGGCCUGUUCAUGUUGUAUGAGAAUGACCCAGUGAAGACAGCCAAAGUGGAGUGUGGGGACUUUUACAACACUGGGGACAAAGCAACUAUAGACGAAGAGGGCUACAUCUGGUUCCUGGGGAGGGACGAUGACAUCAUCAACGCCUCUGGGUACCGCAUUGGGCCGGCAGAGGUGGAGAGCGCCCUGGCUGAGCAUCCGGCGGUGGCUGAGUCAGCUGUGGUGAGCAGCCCGGACCCGAUCCGAGGGCAGGUGGUGAAGGCCUUCAUUGUCCUGACCCCACAGUUUCUGUCCCAUGACCCGGACCAGCUCGCCAAGGAGCUGCAGGAGCAUGUGAAGGCAAUGACAGCCCCGUACAAGUACCCGAGGAAG